This is a messenger RNA of Aspergillus caelatus, 1547 nucleotides long. Its product is annotated as NADP-dependent oxidoreductase. Gene Ontology annotation, molecular function: oxidoreductase activity. The coding region runs from base 243 to 1400 and encodes 385 amino acids. The transcript has a single exon. The record is from RefSeq and is a predicted model, not a curated record. Lineage: Eukaryota; Fungi; Ascomycota; Eurotiomycetes; Eurotiales; Aspergillaceae.
CAGCUCUCUCUCUGAACUUUACUAGCGAACAAGCUCCUCUCAUUAGAGAGUUGCGAAACUGACUUCAUGGGACGGUCAUAGCCGUUUUUGACGGCUCUGUGGUGCACAAUACUGCAACUGAGGGUCGAAGUCUGUGUUGACGGGUUAUAUACUCGUUGCCCCGGCCGAGGUUAUAGUCUUCAUCUACUAGAGUAGAGCACACACCGACGCCGUAUCACACAUAUGCCAUACAUUAAACCAUAAUGAAGCCAGCAAAGCCCUUUUCUACCACAAUGGACGAGCAGACGUUCGUCCCGAGGACUAUGAGAGCCCUAUAUCACCGACCGGCUUCUACUGCCAUCACCGAUCAGACAGCUUUGGAUGCGCCCAGGGUGGAUUCGGGGAUUAUCUUCGACACGGACUUCCCAGUACCAAAGCCAGCAGCGAAUCAGUACAUCAUCAAGAUUCAAACAGCGGCUUUCUCUCAUGACGGACUAAGGCUCGCUCGAAGCCUCCACCCGUCGAAAUCAAUCCCUCAGAUUCCCCUGCACAACUAUUGUGGCAUAGUCAUCAGCACUCCCACCGAAGAUCACGAUAAACCAGAUGGCCCAAAAUUCAAAGUCGCCGACACUGUCUUUGGGCUCAUUAGCAACACCCGUGACGGCGCCGCGGCAGACUAUAUAGUCGCAACCGAAGAUGAGAUCGCGUUGAAGCCGAAGAACAUCAGCGCCGCCGAGGCAUCUACCAUCCCUGGACCUGCUCUCACGGCAUGGCAGGCUUUGUUCACAUACGGGGGCCUCGACCCCAGCGACGCGCGUCGUAAGCUGCGCGUUCUGGUGACUAACGCCCGUGAUAACGAAGUCGCUGCCCAGGCGCUCCAACUGCUUCGGGCUCGAUCUCUAUUUCCACACCACCGACCAUGGAUCUGCACUACCUGCUCAUGCCCGGAACACGACGACUUUCUGCGCGAUCAUGUCAAAGUGGACGAAGUUAUCGACGCCGCGCUCCCCUUACCACAAGACUUCGACCUCGCCGAGAUUUUCCGCAAGAACAAAUGGGAUCCAGUCGACGUCAUCCUCGACUGCGCCGGAGAACAGAUGUUCAACCUCGCCCACUCAUCCGACGUCGUCAAAAACAACGGUGUCGUCCUGACCGCCGUAGACGACACAGCAGUGCAGCCCCAAACUGCUGACAGGGAAGCCCAGACCCAGAAACACGGCCUGUUCAGCCGAUUCGUUGCUUUGAAACCGGAUGGUAAAGCCCUAGCUCGCAUUGCGGAACUGGUCGAAGAGGGUUCCAUCCGUGGCCGGGUCCAGAGUAUCGUGGAUCUGGCCCAUGGAGUGGAUGUCCUAGCGGCUGAGGCAGCUGGCGCUGGUGGAGGCAGGAGAGGAGGGAUGAUGGUCUUCCGGGUGAAUAUUUAAUCUCCCUGUUCUUUCUCUGUCUCAUAUUUUCGUAUGUUUCUUUUACUUGUUUGGUCACAUUCAGUAUGUACAGUCAUUUCAUAGCAUCGAGCGGCAUUUAGUUGAAAUUUUCUGAUUCUCAUGUAGAAUGCUACACUGUUAACUUCA